Morchella sextelata is the source of this 3546-nucleotide messenger RNA. RefSeq lists its product as uncharacterized. The transcript has 9 exons. NCBI's taxonomy places the organism in Eukaryota, Fungi, Ascomycota, Pezizomycetes, Pezizales, Morchellaceae. Bases 1 to 3546 code for a protein of 1181 amino acids. The record is from RefSeq and is a predicted model, not a curated record.
AUGUUCUCAGCACUUAAAUCAGCGUACUAUUCAAAAAAAAAGGGCAAGCGGAGCGAUGAGGAGAAGAAAGAUCCAGGGACUCCCCCUCCUCUCCUCGCCGAUCAGUCGUCUUCAAAGGACCCUUCACAUUCAACAUCCGUUUUGAUGGGGAAUCGUAAUUCUUCGGCAACGCCAACCAAUAGUUCCCAAAGCAUUUCUACUUCUCUUAGAGUCGUGAAAAGGGUUGAUAAUCGGUUUACAAGUGACGCUGAAUCAUCAGAGCAAAUAAAGGCUGAAAGGGACUUAAAUCCAGCCUACCCUUCUCACAACUGGUUCCCGGAAAUUUCAACUGGAGCCGACGUACCGGAUCAUGCUAAGUCAUCCCCUGUAUUUGCUCAACUUGGAAAUUAUGGGCCGGCGGCGGAGAAUAGAACUCAGAAGAGCCCGACAGAAAAUAUUACUCAAAAAAAUCUAGCUCCCGUCAAAUGGUUUUCUCCACCGUCCAAUAUCAAUCACCGAGACGACGGUUUGUAUAAUACUUCCACUUCGCCUUCAGCAUCUAUUCAACCUGGCAGCCAUGGUCCGAUAGACAAUCAACAAGCUCAAAAUAAUCCGACCCCAACGCCAUCCAAGUCAUUCUUCAAUCCUACCAUUUCACCUCUUAUAUCUGCUCAAGAUGAAAGUUGUGUCCCGGUAGAAAACAAAGGUCGGGGUGACGCAAAAUCAGUCAAGAAAUUCUCUUUGCGUCCCGAAAUUCCAAACACCAGUAAUCGCCAAACUACCGAGUCUAAUCUUCCAAAGGCAUUUCCUAACCUUACUCCAUCCAAAAUUCCUAUCUCGUAUGAUAACAGUUCGGGGUCGGGUCUUGGUAGUCCUACGAAGAACACUUUCCAUUUCUCCGCCCAACGUACCAGUACUACAAAAAAUCAAUUCCCUUUGUUUCCUGUUACGACUGGCAGUAUUCUCUCAGGCCAGGGCUCUCCGUUACUUGAAUCCAGAAAUCAAGGUAUUAUGAAAGAGCGAGAGAUCAAGUAUUCUGCUCCAGAUCUUUCUACAACUCCAAAAAUGCCAGGGGCUUUUCCCGCACGGUCACCGAGCUCUAGUAUUACAGAUGGCUCAUGUCAAGACCCCUUGGCCGAAGACUUUCAACGGCCUCCUACAUCAUCACCAAUACAAUCAACAGCGGUACCGGCGUUUAACUUCAGCUCGCCAUUUUCAUUUAGUUCAUCCCAGCGUGUUCACAGCCCCCAUCGCAUUGGCAUUCACCCCUCUCCUCCUCCUCAUUCUCCUACUCCAUCCCGUGCAGAUGUAACGCCUACUGCUCCUAUCUUCAAUCCACCCGUCGUGGCUCCGCUAUUUUCUCCAGCACACUUGGCGUCUAUUAAACAAAACACUCAAUUUAGGUCAGAAUUACGCUCUAAGAUAGGGCCUGUAGACUUGAAACCGCGUCAAAAUAUUUCUAGUCAGGCGGCCUCUUCUAAAGAACCUAUCCCUGCCAUGGCUCAGAAAGUAACAAGUAUCCCUAAAGCUAAAACUAGGGCUAUAUAUGAUCAAGCAAAUCCGCCCCCAUCUUUUUCUCCGGAAAAUGUAGCCCGUUUUGCUGCUGGGAACUUCACGCCUUUUGAGAAAAAGCCUCAGUUACCAGCUGAAGUAAUUCCGUCCUCUGUUGAGAAAAACCAAUUUUCAACUGGUGCAAAAUUCCAGCUCUCUACCGGUCGAAUUCAGUCUUCUAAUAAAGAAUUCCAACCUUCUAAUAAAGGAUCUCAGCCUCUUCGCGAGGGAAUUCAGCGUACCAACGAAAAAGAAAAUGCUUGCUUUGGAAAAGGCGGGGAGCACAAAGGAGAAUCCAUAACUAGUGAGAAACCCGUUAAUAUCCAAAAUAAGCCCAACAAUGUAUCGACAGAACCGAAGAUCAACAGGCCGACGAACAUGUCUGACAAGAAAGGAUGCACUCUAUUCAUGGAGAAUAUCAAAUCCUCUGUCAGUUCUGAACGAUACCAAAGCUUUGUUUCCAUCAUCGCUGAGCUAUAUUCUCAUCGGGCAUCUUUCGAGCUGUUUGAACUCAAAGCCCAUGAUCUCAUGAAAAGAAUUCUGAUUUGGUUCAGCCACCAGCCAUCACUCAGUAAUAUUGUUAAUAUAAACAGACUUCUCCCCGUGGGUAAUAGUUUUACAGUCUUCAAUUACUGGGAGAAGGAAUCAUUGCGAAUUGUUCUGUCUGUCAGCUGCAUUGGCAGAGUAUCGUAUGUUGACGUAUGGAUGGUUGGAGAUCUUGGGUUCAAGAACAAGCAGGCUUUCAGAAUCGCCGAAUACAAACUGCAGGAACGUGGACCACUGCACGACUCGAUGGUAUGGACGACAUUGCUAGGCUCCCGAUCACUGAUCAUGACAUCAUGCGGGCUGUUUUAUGCUUGCUUAAAUCCCGAGUGCGAAACAAUCUUGGAAAAAGUCACUUCAAAGCUUCGGAGAAUGAGUUUCUACCAGGGAGCUCCGCCAGAUGAUAUCCUGGUCGAGUUGUUUUGUGAAAACUCACUGGCCGAGCAAGAGCUUUACGCUAUGCGAGCGGCUGCUCUUCUCCCCAAGAAGGAGUGUAAAUCGGGCGAUAAAGAUGAAUGGGCAAAGUUUGUCAAGGCUAGAAGGGACCGUGAGGACUCGAUAAUAGGCGUUGGUCUCGAGAAGACUUUUACAGGCGCCGAAAGGGCACGUUUGCCUAAGUCUAAGUAUAUUGGGAAGCGUGAGGACGUGGGCCCAUCCCCGUCUAGUGAAGACAGUGUAGUAGAGGAGCUACUCGAGAAGAUGCAGAAGCCAUACAAACUAUCCGCAGCGAGCACCAGGAAGAUCAAAAAAAACAUCGCCGCCGCAAAAUGCAUCAGUCAUGGGUGCGAGGCCGCGCUGGGCAAAAUGGCGGGCAUCAUCAAGAAGAAUACCGAGGCGGGCAAUAUCGCCGUUCCUAAGGCGAACAAUCAGCUCGCCGUACCUAAGGUAAAUAAUCCCGCUGUUCCUAAGGUAAACAAUCAGCUCGCCGUACCUAAGGCAAACAAUCUCGCCGUUCCUAAAGCAAACGAUCUUUCCGUGCCUAAGGCAAACAAUCUUGCUGUACCUGAAGCAAACAAUCAGCUCGCUGUACCUAAGUCAAACAAUCAGCUCGCCGUACCUAAGCCAAACUAUCAGCUCGCCAUACCUAAGUCAAACUAUCUCGCCGUGCCUCAGGCCGAUACAAGGCCUGGACUGGCUAGAGAUACUCGCAUGGAUAUGGGUUCAAGGGCGAGGAGAUUCACCGUGGUCGAGGACGGAGUGGAGUUUAUCAUGGAGAAACCCGAGCAGGCGGACGACGAACAGACCGAAUCUGAUUCUGAGUUUGGGGAGGAAAUGGGUAAGAAGCAGGGUGUCGGAGCGGGGAAGAAAAAGGCGACAACUGCGGCCACUGCGGCCACUGCGGUUCAGGAACAGGAACAGGUUCAAAACCCUCCUAAGCAGGAGGCGCCAAAGCAGGGAGCGAACGCGAAUAAGGGCAAGAACAAGGGCAAGAAGGGAAAGAAGGGCAAGAACAUCGGCUGGAAAAGGCUUUAG